AUUGAUCCCCUGCCUGUAUACCGUGAACUUGACAAUCUACCCUUCCGGAGACGACACCACGAGACGUUCUCGUCUCGGCUCUGUCUUCGCUAUCUAUCCCUCAAAGUGCAAUGCUUUUCACUUGAAAACUAUUUGAGAUGCCAUACUACCCUUGUUCGGUGUGCAUCCCACUCUCGGUUCUCAAAUUGUUGUCGAUCUCUAGUGUCGUUGGAAAGGCAUGCUGUGAUGUGGCGUGCCUCUACCUGCUCGUCAAAUCUCACUCUGAUUAUAUUGUUUCAUCUGGCUAUCGACUGAUACCGGUGUUGGUAUUUCGAAGUGAAGAUGUGCAGAGUGGAGCAGUCCCUGGAUCUAUCUUCUACAAGCCUUUGCUACACUGGAUGAGCGCAGACAUAAUACAAAUCUCUCCUCUACGCAUAAUGACUGAGUAUCACAGCACAUCCUGAUAUCGCGUAACGGGAAACCUUGAGGGACGUACUUGUCCAGAACAAUCUCGGAAGCUAUACGUAGCUGGCGA
Pseudovirgaria hyperparasitica is the source of this 514-nucleotide messenger RNA. RefSeq lists its product as uncharacterized. The record is from RefSeq and is a predicted model, not a curated record. The transcript has 2 exons. NCBI's taxonomy places the organism in Eukaryota, Fungi, Ascomycota, Dothideomycetes, Acrospermales, Acrospermaceae. The coding region runs from base 138 to 443 and encodes 101 amino acids.